Tachysurus vachellii is the source of this 2703-nucleotide messenger RNA. RefSeq names its product cactin (gene cactin). Lineage: Eukaryota; Metazoa; Chordata; Actinopteri; Siluriformes; Bagridae. The transcript is spliced from 10 exons. Gene Ontology annotation, molecular function: protein binding. Gene Ontology annotation, biological process: mRNA cis splicing, via spliceosome; negative regulation of innate immune response. The coding region runs from base 43 to 2619 and encodes 858 amino acids. The record is from RefSeq and is a predicted model, not a curated record. Gene Ontology annotation, cellular component: spliceosomal complex; cytoplasm.
CGACUCGCUCCUUCCAGGACCCCAACGUAAGCGCGAACUAAUAUGGAAGCGAAGAAACAUCAGCGAUUUAGUUCCCGUUCAAGGGAAAGAAUUAAGAGUAGAGAAGUCAGAUCACGAUCUCCGGAGGAUACAGAAAGGAAUCGACAUGUAGAAGGUGCACGAAGAAGAACUCGGUCAGAGAGCAGCGGGUCGAGAAGCAGUGAUGAUUCUAGAGAGAGACGACAAAAACAAACCGCCUGCUCAAAUGAUUCAGACAGCGACACCCGGGCAAGGAGACACCGCUCGUGUGGAGCCUUUAGAGACAGAAACAACUCACCGCUUGAUGACCGUGGUAGAGAGAAACACAAUAAGAAGAGUCAAAGGAUGGAGACACGUGAGCACAGGCAGAGCAGGAGUUCAUCUCGUUCUAGCACACGCUCCAGUGUGGAGAGACGGCGUGUGAGAGACAGAGACAGCAGGGACAGAGAUAGGAGAAGGAGACAGAGGAGUGCUGAGCACAGGAGCAAGAGCUCCAGCCGAGAGAGACGGCGGGAGCGAGAUGAAGAGAGAAGGAGGAGCAGAGGGAGGGAAAGGAAGAGCGAGGACAGGGACUGGAACAGGAAGAGGAACGAUCGCGAUGACACCAAGGAGAGACGGCAGAGGAGGAGGUCAUCCUCAGGCUCGUCGGUGUCCUCCGCAUCUUCUGCUUCUGAGCAGGGUGACAAUAAAGAAGGAAAAGUUGCUUUGUCAGCCAAAGAAGAGCGGAAGAAGCAGAAGGAGAUGAUGAAGGCUUUGGAGACUCCAGAAGAGAAGAGAGCUCGUCGACUAGCUAAGAAAGAAGCCAAGGAGAGGAAGAAGCGUGAGAAAAUGGGCUGGAGUGAAGAGUACAUGGGAUACACUAAUGCAGACAACCCGUUUGGAGACAAUAACCUGCUGGGCACCUUCAAAUGGCAGAAGGCUCUUGAGUUAAAGGGAAUUGGGCACUUGGGUGAAAAAGAGCUCAAGGAGAGGAACAAGCUUAUCCAGGAGGAGAAUCGCAGGGAGCUGCAGAAGGUGAAGCAGUUACAUCUGGAGCGAGAACGGGAGAAGUCCAUGCGGGAGCAGGAGUUGGAGAUGCUGCAGAGAGAGAAGGAAGCAGAGCAUUUUAAAACCUGGGCAGAGCAAGAGGACAACUUUCAUCUGCAUCAGGCCAAGCUCAGGUCUAAGAUCCGUAUCCGAGAUGGCCGAGCCAAGCCCAUUGACCUGCUGGCCAAAUACAUCAGUGCUGAAGAUGAUGACUUGUCUGUAGAAAUGCAUGAACCGUACACCUUCCUGAAUGGACUCACGGUCACGGACAUGGACGACCUGCUGGAGGACAUCAAGGUUUAUAUGGAGUUGGAACAGGGGAAAAAUGUGGAUUUUUGGAGAGACAUGACCACUAUCACAGAGGACGAGAUCAGUAAACUGCGCAAACUAGAAGCUUCAGGGAAAGGCCCAGGUGACCGGCGUGAAGGUAUCAACACCUCUGUGAGUAAAGAUGUGCAGUCUGUGUUUAAAGGUAAAACAUACAGCCAGCUGCAGGCACUGAACAUGAACAUAGAGAGUAAGAUCCAGGCCGGAGGCUCGAACCUGGACAUCGGCUACUGGGAGAGUCUUAUGCAGCAGGUGCGAGUCUACAUGGCACGGGCAAGACUGAGAGAGAGGCAUCAGGAUGUCCUGAGACAGAAACUCUAUAAGCUGAAGCAGGAGCAGGGGGUGGAAAGUGAACCACUCUUCCCCAUUAUCAAGGAGGAACCUGAUGCUGAGAAUCCAGUUACAAAUGCGGAGAUUCCUUCUAGAUCAUCUUCCUCACAGGCAGAGGAAAGUAAAGACAAAGAGGAAGAGAGUGGAGAUGAGAGGCCAGGGCCAAGCUCCAGAGCCUCUGCAGAGAAGGAGGGAGGUGAGGGAGGAGGAGACGGAGAAGAGGGUGAGGAUGGAGAGAAAAGCGGCACAGUGGAGUCCGUGCUGACGGAGGAGGAUCUGAUCCAGCAGAGCCAGGCCGAGUACGACUCGGGUCGUUACAGUCCCGUGCUCCUGCAGCCCUCCGAGCUCCCGCUUGACACACAUGUUGCUGAUGCAGAAGAAGACCUCCAGCGUCUCCAGCUCGCUCGCAGACAGCUGCAGGUCACAGGCGACGCCAACGAGAGCGCAGAGGACGCGUUUGUGCGACGUGCAAAAGAGGGCAUGGGGGGUGACGAGGCCCAGUUCAGCGUCGAGAUGCCCCUGACUGGGAAAAUGUACAUGUGGGCUGACAAGUACCGGCCACGCAAGCCUCACUUCUUUAAACGUGUGCACACAGGCUUUGGGAGGAACAAGUACAACCAGACGCACUACGAUUUUGACAACCCGCCCCCAAAAAUCGUCCAGGGUUACAAGUUCAACAUCUUCUACCCGAACCUGAUCGACAAACAUUCAAUGCCUCAGUACUUCAUUGAGCCGAGCCCGGACAACAAGGACAUUGGCAUCCCGCGUUUUCACGACAGGCCGCCCUACGAGGACAUCGUGUUUAAGAUAGUCAACCAUGAAUGGGAAUACUCACAUCGACACGGCUUCCGCUGCCAGUUUGCCAAUGGCAUCUUUCAGCUGUGGUUUUGUUUCAAGCGCUAUCGCUACAGGGGAUGAGAAGCUGAUACUCAUGACAUUUGUACAAACAAGUUGUUAACAUUUUCCCCAGAAGUGAAAAACAAUAAAAUGAAAAUAGCAAUA